Molecule: messenger RNA, 297 nt
Organism: Diplodia corticola
Lineage: Eukaryota; Fungi; Ascomycota; Dothideomycetes; Botryosphaeriales; Botryosphaeriaceae
Exons: 2
Coding region: 1-297 (98 amino acids)
Source: RefSeq, a predicted model, not a curated record
AUGUCUGACGCGGACAGUGUGUCCGCAUCGACAAGCAAAUCCACGUCGCAAUCCAAAAUGAAGUCCACCCUAUUCUCUCCAAACGGCUCGGGAACAAAGACAGACGAUAAACCGAAACCAGCUUCGAAACCAACGUGGAUGGACGCCUCUCUCUCCGACAAGGAAAGAUGGAAGAAGUGGGAGAAAGAGCGAGACAAGCAGUUUUACGGUAGAGGAGGAACUGCCGGUUACUACAGCACCUUCUACAAGACCAGCAAGGCCUGGUGGAUAGGCAUUUUUGGAUCUUGGGGUACUUGA